Messenger RNA from Eremothecium sinecaudum, 846 nucleotides. It is a transcript of the gene GEP5, whose product is annotated as Gep5p. The coding region runs from base 1 to 846 and encodes 281 amino acids. The record is from RefSeq and is a predicted model, not a curated record. Lineage: Eukaryota; Fungi; Ascomycota; Saccharomycetes; Saccharomycetales; Saccharomycetaceae. The transcript has a single exon.
AUGAACAUAUUUAUAAACAGAAUACUUGAUAAAUUACCGGUGCAUACUCACACAAAAGAUGUAAUCGCCAAGGAGCUCAAUAAUAUAAAACGAGGGCAGUUGCCGUUACUCCAAGACCCUAUAAAUGAUUAUUUCUUAACUGGAAGUAAAAAACACUUAGAAAGACUUAUUUUCAAUAUUUAUUUUCGAAUUUCAAACCAAGUACCGCAACACAUUCGUCUCUUUUCUAUACAUAGAAAGGAGCUACAACUUUUCUGGCCUUACGAAACACACAGAUCGCUAUUUCAAUAUAAUAACCCAAAACGCGAUAGCCUUAGGUCCCAGCUAGAUAGGGGUAAACUAGAUGUACUGAAAAAUAUUGAAUACAAACGCCACUGUUGGAUGAUGCCUACAAGCUGCACAACCCCAAAGCAAGACAUAGAAGGUUUCGAAUUCAAGGUCCCAGGAUCUUUUGAUAAAUUACGUUUACAGGAAUCCGAAAGAAAUGAAUUGCUGGAUCUAAUAUUUCGACAAAGCACAUUUAUCGCAAGAAAUCCAGUUCUUCUAAGCGGCAAAAAACGGCAAAACCCUAUAGUAGAAAUUCCCAUGAGCCCAAUGGGAGAAGAUCUCUCAGAAGCUAGAAUAAAAAACCUGUUUAAUAAGAAGACCUUAAACGUUCUCUACGAUUUGCGUGAUGAGUUUCCAGCAAUCUGCGAUGAAAAUGAGCAGUUGCUGUUAUCUAUUAUCAAUCAUGGUGAUACAAACCGUAAUUUGAGGCGAUUAUAUCAAAGAGCAUGUUUUAGGUCAUACACUUUCGAUCCCAAAACUAAAGAUUUUAAGUUAAGUCAGCUAUGUAAAAUACUUUAG